This is a messenger RNA of Dentiscutata erythropus, 975 nucleotides long. NCBI's taxonomy places the organism in Eukaryota, Fungi, Glomeromycota, Glomeromycetes, Diversisporales, Gigasporaceae. The record is from the annotation of a GenBank genome assembly.
AUGUCUCAACUUUUUCGUUCAGCGUGCCAAUUCUCUACACGAUAUUCUACCAAGAAUUUCCUUCGCCCUUUAAUCGCGUCUAAUGCCUUUUCCACUUCUUCACCUCGAGAUAUCCAAAACAUUACCGUUUAUGGUUCCGGUUUAAUGGGAGCGGGUAUUGUGCAAGUGGCUGCACAAAAUGGGUUCAAAGUUACUAUGGUGGAUAUCGAAGAAUCUUAUAUAGAAAAAGGGAUAAAUAUUAUCAAAACUUCUCUGAAAAGGCAGUUCAAAGAUGAUGCAAACAAACAAAAAGAAGCAAUCGAGUCUACUCUAUCGAAUAUACAAACUAGUACUGAUUCUUCUAAAGGCGCAGAAAAUGCAGAUUUGAUAAUUGAAGCCAUUGUAGAGAAUAUUCAAAAAAAACAAGAUUUAUUUAGAACUUUAGAUAGUGCUGCACCUCAAUCUGCUAUAUUUGCAUCAAAUACUUCAAGUCUACCAAUUGUAGAAAUCGCAAAGAUAACGAAAAGAGAGGAUAAAUUUGCCGGUUUGCACUUUUUCAAUCCUGUACCAAGAAUGAAACUAGUGGAAGUUAUUAAAACUGAAAAGACUAGUGAUGAGACAUAUGAAAGCUUGAUGGAAGUUUCGAAAAAAAUGCAGAAAACACCGGUAACAUGCAAGGAUACUCCUGGAUUCAUCGUCAACCGUCUUCUUGUUCCUUACUUAUUGGAAGCCAUUCGUCUUUAUGAACGUGGUGAUGCUACGUGCAAAGACAUUGAUACGGCCAUGAAGUUGGGAGCCGGUAUGCCAAUGGGGCCUUUUGAACUAUCCGAUUUUGUUGGAUUGGACACACUUAAAUCUAUUGUCGAUGGUUGGAGAGAAACUAAAAAAAUUGAUGAUAGUCUUGUUGCAUCGAUUAAAGCCUUGGAUUAUCUUGUUAAGGAAGGUAAACUUGGACGUAAAAGUGGUGAAGGCUUCUAUAAAUACCCAUCUAAAUAA